Molecule: messenger RNA, 2203 nt
Organism: Lingula anatina
Lineage: Eukaryota; Metazoa; Brachiopoda; Lingulata; Lingulida; Lingulidae
Biological process (GO): proteolysis
Molecular function (GO): metallocarboxypeptidase activity; zinc ion binding
Source: RefSeq, a predicted model, not a curated record
AAGAAACAGGGUUUCCAGAAAAUCACGGAUGCUAUAGUUGCCAUGAUAACCAAAGAGGAAAGGGCAGAUCAGAGUGCCAAAUCCAAGAAACCCGCCUUUCCAAGCGACAUCAACCUGAGGGAUACAGAUGAGAAAGACGUUGCUAAAAUGAAUGUCGAUGAGCUAAUAGAGAACAUGACCUCUGAUACAAUAGAUGGGUGUAUCCACUUAUUGGAACAGCUGAAGGUCAACGAGCUAGUCAAUGAAUCAGAGUCCAGUGAUAGUGAUUCAGAGUCGGACGAUCCUGAAGUCCCACCAGUCAAAGAACCCAAGCCGAAGAAGAAGAAAAAGAGGAAAUCCAAGAAACAAAAAGAAAGUUUCCACCGCCCCAAGAAUCUCACCCCUGAAGUGAUCCCCGAGAGCAGAAAGAAGACAAAGUCUGUGGUCGAGUUUGACAGGCCUAAGAGUGCAGCGCUUCCCGCUAUUCACACGCCUCGUAACAGUGCAGACGAGGUGAAACGCUCCAAGAAGCAGCUCAACCCCCUCCAGGCCCCCUCCUCCGCCUCCUCUGCCAGGCCAGUCAAGGUGAAGUCAGGGCCUCUGUUUAUCAACAGAUAUGAGGGCAGGAGUAACGGAGGGAUACCAUGUUUCUCUCAGGAAAGGUGCUCUGAAAGAGCCGCCAAGCGCAUGUCAGACAUGAGGAAGCGAAUGGAAGAAGAAAGACAAAAGGAGUCUUAUUACUUGUCUGAAGAGGCUCGUUACAAGCGUUACAUGGCGCUGACCCACACUAUGCAGAUGCAGAAAUACCAGACGCAGGAAGACAUAAGACAGACAUUCCACAGCGCUAUGUAUGAUGGACCAAUCAAAACACACUACCAUCACGGAGGAGAUUUAUCACCCCGUCUCCUGGCGGUGGGGUCACCCGUCUCUCCUAAUGGCAUCAAGCAGUUUGAAGCAAGUGAAUCUGAUUCUCUGAGUGGGUUUGAUUCUGACCAUCACAACCCCCCAGGGGCAGGGGGUGCUGCCCCCCUCCCCCUCAGUGCCCUGUCCACCCCCUAUACCAACCGCUGUACCACCCCUCCACCCCCUCUGAUCCCCGUCCCCGUGUACCAGCCUCACCAGCAGCUCAUCACUGAUGUGGAUCCACAGGUUACCAAGUAUAACAGUGUAUUUGGCAAGUUCUCAUCAAGAAAUGUUCUGAAGUCCAAGCCUCCAUUUAGACAACCCCACGCCAUGCACCCGACAAGACUGGUACACCCUGACGAGGCCUAUCUUGCCAAACUGGUGUCAAAGGUCAAUGACCCCUCAGUCAAGGAAGAAUUUAUCACCUCAGCCUGGGAUCACCUAAGCCACCCCAAGACCGACGCCUUCAUCCCCGCCAGGAGUGGCCGAGGACCAAGUGAACUGUUUGGGUCCAGUAGGAAUGCACCACCCCAUGUGAUGUCCAAGGAAUACACCGACGCCUUGCUGGACAGUAUCAGACACAUUACUGUCACCCAACCUCUUAAUAUUGGGGACACUGGUGUGAGAUGGUCCAAGCAAGAACGUCAUAGCACCUGUGAGUAGAGGGGUUACUGAAAUGACUCCUGAAGAAUGAACUUGCUGGGAAAGUUAACAGCACUAAAUAUAUUUGUCUGACACAAAGUCGUGUGAACACGAGGAUAAAGGGUCCUAAAAGAAAGAAGGAUAAUGAAUCCAAGCAAACUGAAUACUACAGGAUUCAUGGAAAAAUAAGUUCCAAUAGUAUUUUCAGAUCAUGGUUCCUAUAGGAGUCAGAGAAUAUAUCAUACAGGAUCUCAAGGAAAAAAGAUCAAGAGUAAAAUAUCCUAUGGCAAUCAUUGGAAAAAGCCUUUAAGAUUUAGAAAAUUAAUCCUAUGGAAGACGUGGACAAAAACAGCUUGGAAAUUAACUAUUCUCAACUGGUAUUAAACAGAAAUACUAGUUUUACAUUACAGACAUGGUAUGGUGGUUGGAUAUAGAUGGACUCAUGAAAUGUAAAAUCAAUAAUAUGCAUUACAAGCACAUGCUUGAUCAUUUAACAGUGGCAACAGGGUUCAUCAAUUGUUGGCAUUUACUGAGAUGAAAACGCAGUGUUUACCAGAAAUUGGAACCUGAGGAUUGUCUGUGAUACUAUAUACAAUUUAUUUUAAGGGCCCUUCAACCCCCACCCCCUUACUUCAGUGAAUAGUCUGCAUAUAUGUCACUCUAACCUAACCAAGUAUGA